Diversispora eburnea is the source of this 1239-nucleotide messenger RNA. The record is from the annotation of a GenBank genome assembly. Lineage: Eukaryota; Fungi; Glomeromycota; Glomeromycetes; Diversisporales; Diversisporaceae.
AUGGUUUCUUCUCAAAUACAUCCGGCUCUUUCUAAUCAAAAUCCUAAAUCGUUAAAGAAAGAAUCUAGCAAAAAGAGCGAGGUCGAAGCUUGGUAUGCAAAUGCCGUAUUUGUGAUUUUUAUGCACGUAGUAGCUUUGAUAACCCUAAUAACGUAUACACCAACGAGUAAAACUUUAUGGUUGGCCGCUGUUCUUUUUCAAUUGGGAACUUGCGGAAUAACUGUGGGAUACCAUCGUCUAUGGAGUCAUCGAGCCUUUACAGCUAGAACACCACUUCGUUUUGCACUUGGAAUCUGGGGUACUCUUGCCUUCCAAGGUUCUAUCAAAUGGUGGGUGCUUAGACACAGACUACAUCACCGAUUCACCGACACAGACCACGAUCCCUACUCUGCGGCCAAAGGACUUUGGUUUUCUCAUAUAGGUUGGAUUUUCUCCAAACCUUAUUACCCAAGAAUGAAGUCUGUUGAUGCUUCAGAUUUAAAUGCUGACCCUGUUGUCGUAUUUCAACAUAAAUAUUACGUCCCAUUGGCAUUAUUCACCGGUUUAAUUUUACCGACAAUGAUUGCUUCUUUAUGGAAUGACGCUCUCGGUGGUCUGUUAUAUGCUGGAGUCGUUGGUCGUAUUGUAAUUUGGCAUUGCACUUUCUGUAUCAAUAGUUUAGCUCACUAUACUGGUGAUCAAGUUUAUUCGACAGAAGUUUCGGCUCGAGGAAAUUUAUUCCUUGCCUUUAUAACCAACGGAGAAGGAUAUCACAAUUUUCAUCAUGAAUUUCCCAAAGAUUAUCGUAACGGUUAUCGAGUAUUCGAUUGGGAUCCUUCAAAAUGGUUCAUCUUGUUCUUUUACACUUUUACUAAUCAAGUAACCUCAAUGUUCAGAGUACCCGAAAACGAGGUAAAAAAAGCUAAAGCAAACAUAGAAUUAUAUAAAGCACAAAAAGUACGUGAACAAUGCGAUUGGGGUACCGAUCCAAAAUCGUUGCCUACUAUUACUUACAAUGAAUUUCAAUCCAAAGUAAAAGACGAGGGACGUGAAUGGAUGUUAAUUGAUGAAUUUGUGUUGGACGUAAAGGAAUUUAAAACGGCACAUCCAGGUGGUGAAAAGAUAUUGAAAGCAUAUUAUGGUAAAGAUUCCACUAAAGCAUUCUAUGGAGGUUUAAAUAAUCAUACGAAAUCGGCGAGACUCAUGUUGGAUAUGCUUAGAAUCGCUAAGAUUGAUAGACUUGAGAAGAUUUCUCAUUAA